Molecule: messenger RNA, 786 nt
Organism: Acaulospora morrowiae
Lineage: Eukaryota; Fungi; Glomeromycota; Glomeromycetes; Diversisporales; Acaulosporaceae
Source: the annotation of a GenBank genome assembly
AUGCGUUCGCUCAUAUCAGCCAUCCUCUUCCUAUUCACCAUAGCCCCCUUUGUCCUAGCCGACUAUUCCAUAACAAAUCCGGGUACCGGCGUGACAUGGAAAAAAGGGGAUACCGUAACAGUGGAAUGGAUCAUAACUUCCAAGACUGAUAACACGGUUGACGUGAAAUUGUUACGCGGACGGGCAGAGAAUCUACAACCUGUCAUUACUCUGUGCACCGGAGUCGACCCAACCGUAGGCCAUUGCAAUUUUGCUGUCCCCGAUAAUUUGGCAUCGGAUCACAACUAUGCUGUUACCGUUGGAAAUGACGUCAGUCAUACUGGAUAUUCGAGUUUCUUCAGCAUCGAAUCCUCCGGCGAUCUUCCACCACAGUCGGGCUGUCCCAACUUUGGGGGCCAAAACUGUCCGAGCACAUUACCCUGCUGUAGUUUUGCCGGAUACUGUGGUGAUAGUGAUGAUCACUGUGGUAGAGGUUGUAUGCCUCAAUUCAGUUUCAAUGGAUUAUGCGUGAAAUCCGGUGGCGCACCACCUGUUCCUCCAAAGAAUAACACGAUCGUGCCUCCGCCAAAGAGUACCACAAUCAAACAUUCACCAACCAAAACUUCAAGCAAGAAGCCUUUACCAAAGAAAACGCAAACCAAAAAAUCUCCAAAAAAGAAAACCUCGACCAAGAAAUCUCCACCAAAGAAAACCUCGACCAAGCAUUCAACGAAAACUAAGCAUCCACAAAAGAAAACCUCGAUCGCCAAGAAACCCGUAAAUAAGGCAUUUUGUCGCCUAAGAUAG